AUGAAGCUAUCUACGGCAGGAAGGUUACCCUCUUGUUCAAGUAUAACAAAAAAAAAUGAGGAUUAUGUAUCACCAAAUAGUGGAAGAAAAGCAUUUUCAUCAUGUGUAUACGUUAUCUUGUUCCUCUUGACCUAUGUGAUUCUUCCCUUGUCCAAAUGUUCUGAAUUUUUUCGUGAUAAUGGAGCGAACCAUGACUCCCAUGAUGAGUUCAAAUUGGAGGAGUCCAAGCAUGAAUCCUCCUCCCUCACGAAAAUACCCAAAUAUGGAGAUAAUGGUGCAUGGCUUCUUUUUGUAAAACAUUUCGAAGAAGAUUGGCAAGAUUUCAAUAAGGACUUGACAAUCAAAAGGGAUCACUGGUUUGAAGAAAAAAAUGUCGAAUCAGAAAAAUUGACAAAGUCCAUGGAAGAUGAAAAGAAUAAAUGGUUCAAAGCAAAAGACAGAGAAGUGCAAAUUUUGAAAAAAGCUUUAGAAUACAAAUUCGCCAGUAUUGAUCCUAGUCUGCGUAAACCACGUAAAUGCUCUAUGUCUGCGAAACCUCCAAUAGAACCAAUUGAGCCGAAAGAAGCUGAUGAUUAUGUUCAUAAUAAAAAUGAGGCCAAAGACACCAAAGCUGUAGAAUGCGCGAAAAAUAAAGAGAUAAAUAAGUAUCCAGCAGAAUUUAAUAAGAAAGCACAAAAAACCUGUACACCGCAACAAAGAAAUUGUGUAAAAUAUAAACUUCAGGAAAAAGGCGAAGUCAUCCCAAAUGAAGAAAUGCAAAGACCCAAAACAGAAAACCCCGAAAUGACAAAAGGUCCAAUGGAAAAACCUGAAAUGACGAAAGCUCCAAUGGAAAAACCUGAAAUGACGAAAGCUCCAAUGGAAAAACCUGAAAUGACGAAAGCUCCAAUGAGAAAAGUUCCAGUAAAAAGGGAAGAAAUGCAACCUGAAGAACUACAUUCGGAAGACAUCUGCACCGAAGAAGUACCCCCAAAAGCAAUCAUGCAACAAAAACAGUUACAUCCAGAGGAAGUACCCGCAGAACAAGUCUAUCAAGAGGGAGACCACCAAGGGGAAAUGGACCCAGCAGAAAUACAACAGUCUGAAAGUAUGCACCAGCAACAAAAUAUUGGGCAAAGUGGUCAAGCAGCUUAUUUUCCCAAUAAAACACCAUUUGUAAAUGUAAAAUACCAAAGUCCUCAAACUCCUCCUCAAUAUCAAACUGAAAUCCCUGAACACAAGGAAUGUGUUGCUCAUAAAUAUGAAAAAGAUAAAGUCGAAGAUUCGAAAAAAACAAUGCCAAGUAAAACGUUAAAGGAUAAAAACACAAUUACUAAACCCGUUGGCAUUGGACUUUCUAAAAAAUCAACGAAAGACGAAGAAGAAUCCAAAGUGUUAGAUGGCAGAGAUAAAAUGUUUAAACAAUGGGAUAAAGUCGUAGAAUAUAAACUUACUACAGCGAAAGGUGACGAAAGUAAAGAGGAAAAUUUAGAAAUGUUGAGAAAAACACAACAAAUGCAAGAUCCAAGUAAAGGAAGAGUACCUUCAAAUAUAAGUAAAAAAUUGUGUGAACGCAAAAAAAAAUUGAACCAAAAGGUAGAAGAACAACCGCAACCACAAUCGAAACCACAACCGCAACCACAAUCGAAACCACAACCGCAACCACAAGCGAAACCACAAUCGAAACCACAACCGAAACCACAAUCGAAACCACAAGCGAAACCACCAUGUAUGCAAAUGCAAAAGGAAGUUAGAAAACCCAAGUACAAAGUUCCCGUCGUAACUGCUGAACAUAAUAGAGCUUAUAAUGCACAGCAGCAGAAGCUAAAGAAAACAGGUCAGGCGGAUGUUGCUGUGAAGGGACAACCAAAGAAACAUAAGUUUACACCCUCCAGCCAGAAAGUUCCGCGUAAAUCAUUUAAAUUAGAGGGUGAAAAAAUUAACACAGUUCCUCAGGGCGUACAACAGAAAUGCGUUAUUCCAAAAGCUCCCGUAAAGUUGCAACCAAGCACAGAGGAACAAGAAUUGGGAAGUCAUUCAAUUGUAAUAGAGGAAAUGAUAGAAACCGAAUCGGUUACGAGUGAUGAAACAGUGGAAACCGAAUCAGUACUAAGUGCAGGGGAAGUAACAGAAACCAAAUAUGUAGUAGGAGGUAAAAAAACGAGAAUCCCAAGAUUUGUAUAUUCUGUAAAAGCUAAGAAAGAUGAAGUAAAAUUAGAAAACGAAUCAGUACUAAUUGAAGAACUAACCCGAACAAAAUCUGUCGUAGGACGUGAAAAACCCAGAAUUCCAACAUUUGUAUAUUCUGUAAAAGCUAAGAAAGAUGAAGAAAACCUGGAAACUGAAUCAGUACUAAGUGCAGGAGAAGCAACCGGAACAAAAUGUGUAGUAGCAGGUGAAAAACCUAGAAUUCCAACAUUUGUGUAUUCUAAAAGGAAUUGCAUACAACGGAAACAUCACCUUUAG
Molecule: messenger RNA, 2445 nt
Organism: Plasmodium fragile
Lineage: Eukaryota; Apicomplexa; Aconoidasida; Haemosporida; Plasmodiidae
Exons: 3
Coding region: 1-2445 (814 amino acids)
Source: RefSeq, a predicted model, not a curated record